UUUUAGAAUUUAUAUGUUGCUAAAUUUUUUUAUAAAUUUAAUCAAACUUAAAAAUGUUUAAUUAGGAAAAAGUCAAAGUGACUUGUAAUAUGAAAAACGACUUAUAUAGCACGAAACAGGAAGAACAUACAGCGCAUUGUUGCUUACAAUGAAGCACACAGUUACACUAUCCUGAGCCCACAUAUAUAUAUCCGCCUUCACUUUAUGUACAUAUAUGGAGUACCUACAGACUACAGUUAUCAAACCAAUUGCUUUUGCACCUAUAGAGUCAGAGAUCAGGAUGAGUAGCAAAUUUCUCGCCAUGUAUCUCCUGCUUGCUCUCCUCAGCCAUGGCACCUACAGCUACAGUGCCACCACAGCUUCAGGCUGGGAAGACCAAGACUUCUUCAGGCAUUGCCCAGUGUCCCGGUGCAGCGACGGUGGACCAGAGAUCCGGUUCCCUCACGGCCUGCAAUCCAGCAACACAUCAUCAGCAUGCGGCGCUUCAUGCGCCAAGCUAGCAUGCUCCGGCCAAGACACCAUCCUACAUCACCCAUUUCUGGGGCCUUGCAAGGUCACCUCCAUAGAUUACAAGGAGGCCAUCAUGAGCAUCAUCCCGCUUGUGUACUCCUCGUCUCCAUGCCCGCUUCAGAAGCUCAUCUUUGACAAUCUACAGCCUUACGACUACCAUAGAUGUAAAUUAUACAGCUGGGCUCCUGCAAAAAUAGUACGCUGUUCAAAAGAGUUCACACCAAAUGGUACUUCUCCAGUCGAUGGCUACGCUUUCAUGAACAACGCCGAUUAUAUCACCGGCCCAAUCUCCUGCCCCAGUGAGGCAAGUCACUUCUCAUAUUUGGUGGAUGCUCGGCUAUGCAUGUAUGUGCUUCCCUUGGACUGCAGGAUCGUCUCCAGAGGCUCCAUUCCAAUACCCGGUCCAGCCUACUCUGAUAUCGGUGGCCCAACAUUCAAGGAAAGAGCAGAAAAAUUCAUCAACUUUGCUGAGACGACUGUCAGUUGGUAUUCUGAUGACGAAGUUACCAUUAACUGCACAGAGUGCGAACGUCAAAAGCACCGCUGCGCAUUCAGCUCACAAAGGAAUCGAACAUUCUGCAUGAGCCGCGAGCAUCACGGUUCGAGUGUCAAAGUCAUUUCAGCUACAUCAUCGGCAGCUGCAUUUGUUGUUCUUUCAUUGAUCAUAGCCACUGUGCUCUAUAUUUCGCUGAAGUCAAGGUAUGACGAGGAGGUACAUUUGAAGGUUGAAAUGUUCCUCAGGACAUACGGCACAUCGAAACCCACAAGGUACAAUUUCUCUGAUGUUAAGAAGAUAGCAAGACGCUUCAAGGAACAAUUAGGUCAGGGUGGAUUUGGAAGUGUCUACAAAGGAGAACUACCAAACGGAGUGCCCGUGGCAGUUAAAAUGAUAGAACACACUACAGGAAAUGGAGAAGAAUUCAUCAAUGAAGUAGCAACCAUUGGACAAAUUCAUCAUAUAAACAUUGUCCGCCUUCUGGGCUUCUGCUCUGAUGGAACAAGACACAUUCUUAUCUACGAAUUCAUGCCUAAUGAAUCAUUGGAGAAAUAUAUAUUCUUGCAUGACCCAAAUACUUCUCAAGAACUCCUAGCAGCAAACAAGAUGUUAGAUAUUGCCUUAGGCAUUGCCCGAGGAAUGGAGUACCUGCAUCAAGGAUGCAACCAGCGCAUCCUCCAUUUUGAUAUCAAGCCUCAUAAUAUCUUGCUGGACUAUAACUUCAAUCCGAAGAUUUCAGACUUUGGUCUUGCAAAGCUGUGUGCAAGGGACCAAAGCAUUGUUACCUUGACCAAAGCAAGAGGCACAAUGGGCUACAUUGCACCAGAGUUAUAUUCUAGGAACUUUGGGGAGAUAUCUUACAAGUCAGAUGUAUACAGUUUUGGCAUGCUCGUGUUAGAAAUGGUUAGUGGAAGGAGGAACUCAGACCCGAGUAUUCAGAACCAAAAUGAGGUCUACUUUCCAGAAUGGAUCUAUGAGAAAGUAAUUACUGGGCAGGACUUUGUACUUAGUAGGGAAAUGACUGAAGAAGAUAGACUGAAGGUUAGACAGAUGGCCCUAGUGGCAUUGUGGUGCAUUCAGUGGAACCCAAGAAACCGUCCCUCGAUGACGAAGGUUGUAAACAUGCUAACUGGAAGGUUGCAGAAUAUAGAGGUGCCCCCUAAGCCAUUUGUUUCAUAUGAAAGCCAUGCUGUGCCAUAAAUCAUAGUAAUGUUAUGGGAGUUAUACACUUAUACUUAGUUGACGUGUUGCAUAGUAAUGUCUAGAAAUUGCAUAAUAUGCACCUUGACUGCACAUUGAUAACUGUAUGAAUUAUGAAUCGUGGCUCUUUACCAUGUAAUGUAAUACAAGUAAUAAGAAACACAUCAGUUGAUGUGAU
Messenger RNA from Oryza sativa Japonica Group (Japanese rice), 2384 nucleotides. Its product is annotated as rust resistance kinase Lr10. The record is from RefSeq and is a predicted model, not a curated record. Gene Ontology annotation, biological process: protein phosphorylation. Gene Ontology annotation, molecular function: ATP binding; protein kinase activity. Lineage: Eukaryota; Viridiplantae; Streptophyta; Magnoliopsida; Poales; Poaceae.